Molecule: messenger RNA, 768 nt
Organism: Candidozyma duobushaemuli
Lineage: Eukaryota; Fungi; Ascomycota; Pichiomycetes; Serinales; Metschnikowiaceae
Exons: 1
Coding region: 1-768 (255 amino acids)
Biological process (GO): lipid homeostasis; nuclear envelope organization
Cellular component (GO): nuclear membrane; nuclear envelope
Source: RefSeq, a predicted model, not a curated record
AUGGGUAGGGUGGUGUUUUCUCCUACAAAAGAGGUCAUGAGAUACGAGGAGGAUAACGGAGAACGUGUUUUCAGAACGGAGCCUGAAGGGAACACCACAGACGAUAAGACAAAUCCUCGCCCAAGCUUCCUCAAUAACUACACUAUUCCAUACAUUCUACUGAUGUACCUCCAAUUGCUUUUCAAUGUUUUACUUGCACUGAUUAUUUUUUACAUCAUCUACCUUUUCAUCUCGACCAUAAAGGCAGAUACAAGACACAAGAUGGAGAUUGCAACCACUGAUGCAUUGCGAGAAAUCAGCUUAUGCUCCAGAGAAUUCUACCGCAAUAAAUGCGCCACUAACCAUAGAGCUCCUGCCUUAGAAGUACCCUGCUUGGAAUGGGAAAAAUGCAUGAAUAGAGACCCGGAGAAGAUAGGAAAGUCAUUGGUCACAGCGCAGACAUUUGGUGAAAUCAUCAACGAGUUUCUCAAACCCAUCAGUUGGAAGCUGGUAUUUUUGUGCAAUUUCUUGUUAAUCGGUAGUUUCGUCGCCACGAAUAUCUUACUCGGAGGGUUUAGGGGUGGUAUGAGCUACGACCAAUUGGACAAUUUAAGAAAAUUAAAGGCUCUAGAGGACAGACUCAAUGCGGCCGAGAAUGAAAUGGAAUCCUUGAGAAAGUCAAAUGCCGAGUUGAAGAAGCAGGCACCAACUUAUCUCUCACAACACGAGCUUGACCUCAUGAACGAGAGUAUAGGAUACUCCCCACUCAUGGCGAAACUGAGACGAUAG